Molecule: messenger RNA, 1743 nt
Organism: Sciurus carolinensis (gray squirrel)
Lineage: Eukaryota; Metazoa; Chordata; Mammalia; Rodentia; Sciuridae
Gene: Nfkbil1
Product: NFKB inhibitor like 1
Exons: 5
Coding region: 379-1524 (381 amino acids)
Biological process (GO): negative regulation of toll-like receptor signaling pathway; canonical NF-kappaB signal transduction
Cellular component (GO): nucleus
Molecular function (GO): protein binding
Source: RefSeq, a predicted model, not a curated record
CACCGAAGUCUAGGGAUGGGAAUAGGGGAAAAGAAGGGAGGAGUAUUUGGGAGUAUUUGGGUGGGAGGAGGAGGAUUUAAUCAGUGGCCUCAGAGAAGGCACAGAGGGAAUGAAAAUGGGGUGAGAAGGUGGAACCCUUAUCUUAAGUUGCCGUUUCCCUCCGGAGGCCUGACCAAGAAACCACCGAUUCGGGGCGGAAUGACUUCCGAUAAUGCGCCUCACAGUUCAUUUCCGCCCUAAACCUGCGUCUGUGCUUGCGCCAUUUCCGCCAGCCUAGAGUGUCUCCGCCCUUCCCGCCUCCCUUCUCCGAGCGUCUUAAACACAGGCCUUGGGCCUACAGCUCUGGGGGUACUUGGGGGGCGGGGGGGGGAAGGUCUGAUGAGUAACCCCUCCCCCCAGGUCCCAGAGGAAGAAGCCUCUACAUCUGUCUGCCGGCCCAAGAGUUCCAUGGCCUCCACUUCCCGCCGUCAACGCCGAGAGCGUCGCUUCCGUCGUUACUUGUCUGCAGGACGGCUGGUCCGGGCCCAGGCCCUUCUCCAGCGACACCCAGGUCUUGAUGUGGAUGCUGGGCAGCCCCCACCACUGCAUCGGGCCUGUGCCCGCCAUGAUGCUCCUGCCUUGUGCCUGCUGCUUCGCCUUGGGGCUGACCCUGCCCACCAGGACCGCCAUGGGGACACGGCGCUGCACGCUGCUGCCCGCCAGGGCCCCGAUGCCUACACAGACUUCUUCUUACCACUGCUGAGUCGCUGUCCCUCUGCAAUGGGAAUAAAGAAUAAGGACGGGGAGACUCCUGGGCAAAUUCUGGGUUGGGGCCCUCCAUGGGAUUCUGCUGAAGAGGAGGAAGAAGAAGAGGCUUCCAAAGAGCAGGAAUGGAGACAGAAACUGCAGGGCGAGCUAGAGGAUGAGUGGCAGGAGGUCAUUGGGAGGUUUGAAGAUGAUGCUUCCCGUGAGACCCAGGAACCCGAGUCCUUCUCAGCUUGGUCAGACCGCCUGGCCCGGGAACAUGCCCAGAAGCGCCAACAGCAACAGCGGGAAGUAGAGGGAUCCUGCCGACCCCCAAGAGCUGAGGGCUCCAGUCACAGCUGGCGACAACAGGAGGAGGAACAGCGUCUCUUCCGAGAGCGAGCCCGAACCAAGGAGGAAGAACUGCGUGAGAGCCGAGCCAGGAGGGCCCAAGAGGCUCAAGGGGACCAAGGGUCCGAGCCAGCCAGGGCUGGGCCCAGAGCAGAGCACCCCAGAGGGGCGGGAAGGGGCAACCUCUGGCGCUUUGGUGAUGUGCCCUGGCCCUGCCCUGGGGGAGGGGACCCAGAGGCCAUGGCUGCAGCCCUGGUGGCCAGGGGUCCGCCAUUGGAGGAACAGGGAGCUCUAAGAAGGUACUUGAGGGUUCAGCAGGUCCGCUGGCACCCUGACCGAUUCCUGCAGCGAUUCCGGAGCCAGAUUGAGACCUGGGAGCUGGGUCGUGUGAUGGGAGCUGUGACAGCCCUUUCUCAGGCCCUCAAUCGCCACGCAGAGGCCCUCAAGUGACCCUAGUGAAAGAACAAGAAACUGUGGGGAUGCAGGCUCAGGGGCAGGCAGAAGGAAAGGUAAGGUCAGGGAUGGGGACGGACAAGGAAGAGGCAGAUGCCACGUGGAGAGGAUAUGGGUGGGAAUGAAACUUGUAACUAGCGGGGGUGGGGGGCAUAUGGGCCUCUACCACUGCUCUUGACUCUGCCAUUUCCUAAUAAGACUUGGUUCCACAUCUCA